Messenger RNA from Malus domestica (apple), 9608 nucleotides. Its product is annotated as BEACH domain-containing protein C2. Lineage: Eukaryota; Viridiplantae; Streptophyta; Magnoliopsida; Rosales; Rosaceae. Gene Ontology annotation, molecular function: protein binding. The record is from RefSeq and is a predicted model, not a curated record.
UUUUAUUUUUGACUGGGCAACCAGACCGCACACAUAAACACCAUUUACCUCCGAAAUCCACCAUUUCUCUCGCGCCCAAUUAGCCCCCUCUUCCCGCAACAUCUCUCUCCUUUUCUCUGUAAUUUUUUCCGUUUUCGCAUUUCUUUCCCAUUUUCUGGAUUCAAUAAAUCGCUGCAAAAUUCGUCGCCGUUUUCCCCGAUCCUAUUUUCCCCCAGGUAACUCAGUGUAUAUGCUAUAUAUGAAUUAUUCAUAGAGCUAUAUUAUAAUGGAAGAAGAAGAGGAGAGGAAGAAGGAGGUUGAAACGAUUUCCAGCAAGGAUUCAGAUAAUCAUGAGGUGGUGAAUGGUGUACAGGAAAAAAUUGAUCCAUCACAUCAGGAAACUAUUAAUAAUGCUGAUAGUGAUGUAGCUGAUGUGAAACAAAAUAGCAUAACCUCGCAAGUGGUCGAUUCUGUCACUACAGUAGUGGAUGAAGAUCAUUUUGAGCAGGUUUCUUUGAAAGAUCAGGAUAAGAUUGGUGCAUCUCAAGGUGUUCACGUGGACUCUAAUCAAUCAUCAGUUUCAGAUAUUGCUAGACUAUCAUCUGGUCAGUUUGAAGAUGCCUCACAGUCAUUUACAGCAGAAUUGAAUUCUUCUGUAGGUGAUGAAAUGCGAUCUGAUCAGUCUUCCUGGAGCCCAGUGAAGGACAGAAAAUUUAGUCACAAGCCAUCUAUGUCAUCUUCUAGUUUUGAUUCUGCUUUUUAUGGGGAUGCAGGUUAUUCUCCUGCUGGUUCACCUCCAAAACCAAGGCCAAAACCUGCUAUGCCAAAUGUAUCUCCGGAGUUAUUGCAUUUAGUGGAUUCUGCCAUCAUGGGGAAGCCUGAAAGUUUGGAUAAACUGAAAAAUAUUGUUAGUGGUGUAGAGAGUUUUGGAAGUGGGGAGGAAAUGGAUGGCAUUGCAUACUUGGUGGUUGAUUCACUUAUUGCGACAAUGGGCGGCGUUGAAAGUUUUGAAGAAGAUGAGGAUAACAAUCCUCCUAGCGUGAUGCUGAACUCUCGGGCUGCCAUUGUCUCAGGUGAGCUUAUUCCUUCGCUUCCUUGGGUUGGUGAUAGUGAUGUUAUUAUGUCCCCUCGGACACGGAUGGUCAGGGGGUUACUUGCAAUUUUAAGGGCUUGUACAAGAAACAGAGCCAUGUGUUCAAUGGCUGGUUUAUUAGGAGUUCUCUUGAGGUCAGCAGAGAAGAUAUUUGUUCACGAUGUUGAUUCUCCGCUGCAAAUGAGAUGGGAUGGAACUCCCUUAUGUUAUUGCAUUCAGUACUUAGCAGGACAUUCACUCAGUGUUAUUGAUUUGCACAAAUGGUUUCAAGUCAUUACCAGAACACUUACCACUGUAUGGGCAACCCGUUUAAUGAUUGCACUGGAGAAGGCAAUGGGUGGAAAGGAGUCGAGAGGCCCAGCAUGUACUUUUGAGUUUGAUGGUGAAAGUUCGGGUUUGCUUGGUCCGGGGGAGAGCCGUUGGCCUUUUACCAAUGGGUAUGCGUUUUCAACGUGGAUUUACAUUGAAUCAUUUGCAGAUACAUUAAAUGCAGCAACCGCUGCUGCAGCAAUUGCUGCUGCUGCCGCUGCCAAGUCGGGAAAAUCGUCUGCCAUGUCAGCUGCUGCUGCUGCCAGUGCCCUUGCGGGUGAAGGCACGGCACACAUGCCACGACUGUUCAGUUUCUUAUCUGCUGACAAUCAGGGGUUUGAGGCAUAUUUCCAUGCACAGUUUUUGGUGGUUGAAAGUGCGAGUGGAAAGGGUAAGAAGACUUCUUUACACUUUACGCAUGCAUUCAAGCCGCAGUGCUGGUACUUUAUUGGUUUAGAGCAUACUUGCAAGCAGGGGAUGCUUGGUAAAGCAGAGAGUGAAUUAAGAUUAUAUAUUGAUGGAUCGUUGUACGAAACUCGACCUUUUGAGUUCCCUCGGAUCUCUAAGCCGCUUGCGUUUUGCUGCAUUGGGACAAACCCUCCUCCUACAAUGGCUGGUUUACAACGUCGACGCCGGCAAUGCCCUUUGUUUGCUGAGAUGGGGCCUGUUUAUAUUUUUAAGGAACCAAUUGGCCCAGAAAAGAUGUCACGUUUGGCUUCUAGGGGAGGAGAUGUGCUUCCUUCUUUUGGUCAUGGGGCAGGGCUGCCAUGGCUAGCAACAAAUGUGCAUGUGCAAAAUAUGACAGAAGAAAGUACAUUAUUGGAUGCAGAGAUAGGAGGAUGCAUUCACCUUCUCUAUCACCCCAGUUUGCUGAGCGGGCGAUUUUGUCCAGAUGCUUCCCCUAGUGGUGCAGCAGGCAUGCUUCGACGACCAGCUGAGGUUCUUGGGCAGGUACAUAUUGCUACUCGAAUGCGACCAAUGGCAGCUUUGUGGGCCUUUGCCUAUGGGGGUCCUAUGUCCUUACUUCCACUGACAGUUAGUAAUGUGGAUAAAGAUAGCCUGGAGCCACAACAAGGAAAUCCUCAUUUGUCUUUGGCUACCACAGCUCUCGCUGCUCCAAUAUUCCGAACUAUUUGCUUGGCUAUCCAACACCCUAGUAACAAUGAAGAGUUCUGUCGUACCAGAGGGCCAGAGGUUCUAUCAAGAAUCUUAAACUAUCUAUUACAAACUUUGUCUUCACUUCAUGCUGGAGAGGAAAAUGGUGUGGGAAAUGAGGAACUUGUUGCUGCCAUAUUAUCCUUGUGUCAAUCCCAGGAGAAGAAUUAUGCACUUAAGGUGCAGCUUUUCAGUACAUUGCUUUUGGACCUAAAAAUUUGGAGCUUAUGCAACUAUGGGCUACAAAAGAAGCUUCUUUCAUCACUUGCAGACAUGGUUUUCACAGAGUCAUCAGUAAUGCGAGAUGCUAAUGCCAUUCAGAUGCUUCUAGACAGUUGCAGAAGAUGUUACUGGACAAUUCGUGAAAAGGAUUCAGUGAAUACCUUUUCUCUUUCACAUAAUGAGACCAGACGUCCUGUGGGUGAAGUGAAUGCUUUGGUUGAUGAACUCUUGGUCAUUAUUGAACUCCUAGUAGGAGCAGCACCCCCUUCAUUGGCUUCAGAGGACGUUCGUUGUUUACUGGGGUUCAUGGUUGACUGCCCACAGCCUAAUCAGGUUGCAAGGGUAUUGCAUCUGAUUUACAGGUUAGUGGUACAGCCAAAUAAAUCAAGAGCACAAACGUUUGCAGAGGCGUUCAUAGAUUCUGGUGGUAUAGAGACUCUUCUAGUUUUGCUGCAACGAGAAGCCAAAGCUGGUGACUAUACUAUUCCAGAAUCCAUGACCAAGGAUGACGAGAUUUUGUUUGUACAGGGACCCGAGCCAGUUAGUAACACUGAUGCUUAUGAACAAGUUCAGGAUGAUGAAUCAUCAGAGGGAAAUGACCUCAAUUUGCAUGAGAAAAUUGGUGAAUCUACCCCUAACAGAGGUAGCAGUCCUCUUGCAGUUUCCCCUGAUUUGAAAAUUGGAAGAACGACUUCUGCUGCAGAAAGUACUUUUACAAAGAAUCUGGGUGGUAUAGCUCUAUCCAUCAGUGCUGACAAUGCAAGGAAUAAUGUUUACAAUAUCGACAAAAGUGAUGGGGUGCUUGUGGGCAUCAUUGGGCUCUUAGGUGCUUUAGUUGCAUCAGGGUAUUUGAAAUUUGGUUCACGAGCAUCGUCGGAUAUGGCAAACACUCUUCUAGGUAGUGCACUGAAUGAUGGAGGUGGUACCAUGUUUGAAGAUAAAGUGUCUUUGUUACUUUUUGCUUUACAGAAGGCUUUCCAAGCAGCGCCAAACAGGCUUUUGACCAGCAAUGUAUAUACAACAUUGUUGGGGGCGUCGAUCAAUGCCUCUUCAAGUGAUGACGGAAUGAACUUCUACGAUUCUGGUCAUCAAUUUGAACAUAUGCAACUUCUUUUGGUUCUCCUGCGUUCACUUCCAUAUGCAUCCAAGGCUUUGCAAAGCCGAGCGCUACAGGAUCUUCUGUUUUUGGCUUGCAGUCAUUCAGAAAAUAGAAGUAGUCUGACACAAAUGGAGGAAUGGCCUGAAUGGAUUCUUGAGAUUCUUAUCUCUAACUAUGAGAUGGGUGCAAGCAAACAUUCUGAUUCUGCCAGCUCAGGAGAUAUAGAGGACCUUAUACACAAUUUCCUGAGUAUCAUGUUAGAGCAUUCAAUGCGCCAGAAGGAUGGCUGGAAGGAUAUUGAAGCUACAAUUCAUUGUGCAGAGUGGCUUUCCAUUGUGGGUGGCUCGAGCACUGGAGACCAACGAGUUAGACGUGAAGAAUCGUUGCCCAUAUUUAAAAGGAGGCUUUUAAGUGGUUUGUUGGACUUUGCAGCUAGAGAGCUCCAGCUUCAGACUCAAGUUAUUGCUGCAGCAUCUGCUAAUGUGGCAGCGGAGGGUUUAUCACCAAGCGAUGCUAAGGCAGAAGCAGAGAAUGCUGCUCAGCUUUCUGUUGCUUUGGUAGAGAAUGCAAUUGUGAUACUAAUGCUUGUCGAGGAUCAUUUACGGUUGCAGAGCAAACUAUCCUGUGCUUCACGUGCACCAGAUAGUUCUCCAUCUCCCCUUUCCCUUGUCUCUCCAAUGAAUAACCACUCAAAUUCGCUGAGUACAGUUGUGGAAGAUUCCAUUGGAGCUUCGGGUGAACGCAAGUCAUUAUCUAAUGAUUCUGGACUUCCUCUUGAUCUUCUUGCGUCGAUGGCUGAUGCGAAUGGUCAAAUAUCUGCAGCAGUGAUGGAACGUCUUACUGCUGCAGCAGCAGCUGAGCCUUAUGGAUCUGUUUCCUGUGCUUUUGUAUCAUAUGGAAGCUGUGUUAUGGAUUUAGCUGUGGGGUGGAAGUAUAGGAGCAGAUUGUGGUAUGGUGUUGGUCAUCCAUCAAAUACAGAAGCCUUUGGUGGUGGUGGCAGUGGUCGGGAAUCUUGGAUGUCUGCACUGGAGAAGGAUGCAAAUGGAAACUGGAUUGAGCUUCCUUUGGUAAAAAAGUCUGUGGCAAUGCUCCAAGCAUUAUUAUUAGAUGAUUCGGGACUUGGUGGAGGACUUGGCAUAGGAGGUGGAUCUGGUACUGGAAUGGGAGGGAUGGCAGCACUCUACCAGUUAUUGGACAGUGACCAACCAUUCUUAUGCAUGCUCCGAAUGGCUCUUCUUUCAAUGAGGGAAGAAGAUGAUGGUGAAGACAAUCUGCUUAUGAGGAAUGUAAGUAUAGAUGAUGUGAAAUCAGAAGGGAGGCAACCACGCUCAGCAUUGUUGUGGAGUGUGCUUUCACCUGUUCUGAACAUGGCGAUUUCUGAUUCCAAGAGACAGAGAGUGUUGGUUGCUUCCUGUGUUCUUUAUUCUGAGUUGUAUCAUGCUGUUGGCAGGGAGAAACCUCUCCGUAAAAAGUACCUUGAAGCCAUUGUACCACCAUUUGUUGCUGUUUUGAGGAGGUGGCGGCCACUUUUGGCUGGCAUUCACGAACUAGCAACUGCUGAUGGUUUCAACCCUCUUACAGUUGAAGAUCGUGCAUUGGCUGCUGAUGCCCUGCCAAUAGAGGCUGCUCUCGCUCUGAUAUCUCCAGCUUGGGCUGCUGCUUUUGCAUCACCGCCUGCUGCAAUGGCACUGGCGAUGAUAGCUGCUGGUGCCUCUGGUGGAGAAACUCCAGCUCCUACAACAACUUCUCAUCUUAGGCGUGACUCCUCAUUGCUCGAGCGGAAAACUACUAAGCUUCACACAUUUUCAAGUUUUCAAAAACCUUUGGAGCUGCCUAACAAAUUACCAGCUCUACCCAAGGACAAAGCUGCUGCAAAAGCUGCUGCCUUGGCUGCAGCUCGUGAUCUUGAACGUAAUGCCAAAAUUGGUUCUGGGAGGGGUCUCAGUGCUGUAGCAAUGGCCACAUCUGCACAGCGGAGAAGUGCUAGUGACAUGGAGCGGGUGAAGAGAUGGAAUGUUUCUGAAGCAAUGGGAGUUGCCUGGAUGGAAUGUUUGCAGCCAGUUGAUACGAAAUCUGUCUACGGAAAAGAUUUUAAUGCUUUAUCGUAUACGUUUAUUGCUGUACUUGUUGCAAGUUUUGCUUUAGCAAGAAACAUCCAACGAUCUGAGGUUGACAGACGCUCUCAAGUUGAUCUUAUUAGUCGUCAUCGUUUGGGCAAUGGAGUUCGUGCAUGGCGCAAACUCAUACAUUGCUUGAUUGAGAUGAAGUGUCUUUUCGGGCCAUCUGGAGAUCAGUUAUGCAAGCCUGCACCUGUUUUUUGGAAGCUAGAUUUUAUGGAAAGUUCAACUAGGAUGAGACGAUGUGUAAGGAGGAAUUACAAAGGUUCUGAUCAUUUUGGUGCUGCUGCCAAUUUCGAGGAUCAUAAUAAGAUGAAAGAACGAGAAAAUGGCAUACAUUCCUCAAAUGCUCCUAUUCUGGCAGCAGAAGCAAUAGCUGUGGAAGCUGUCAAUGAAGAUGAUGAACAGGGGGAAAUUGAUAAUUUGGAUGGCAGAACCCCUAGUGAAGAACAAAGUGGGGAGAAUCAGCCACAUCUGUCUGAAACAGCCGAGCAAAGCCUGCAGUCAACUAUGGAAUUUGGCGAUGCACAAGUUUCUUGUGAACCAGACUUGGGAGAAAGUUCAUCAGCAGUGGCGCCUGGAUAUGUUCCAAGUGAGCUUGAUGAAAGAAUUGUUCUUGAGCUUCCUUCAUCGAUGGUUCGACCAUUGAGGGUCAUACGCGGAACUUUCCAGGUGACAAGUAGGAGAAUAAAUUUUAUAGUUGAUAACAGUGAGGCCAAUGGUGCAGUGGAUGGAUCAGAUUGCACCGAAAUGAAAGACCAAGAAAAGGAUCGCAGUUGGACAAUGUCUUCCCUUCAUCAAAUAUAUAGCCGAAGAUAUCUUCUUAGACGAAGUGCUCUGGAGCUGUUUAUGGUUGAUCGUUCGAAUUUCUUCUUUGAUUUUGGGAGUACUGAUGGACGAAGAAAUGCAUAUCGAGCCAUUGUUCAAGCACGACCUCCUCAUUUGAAUAACAUUUAUCUGGCAACUCAGAGACCCGAGCAACUUCUAAAGAGAACACAACUUAUGGAGCGUUGGGCGAGGUGGGAGAUCAGCAAUUUCGAAUAUCUAAUGCAGCUCAAUACACUGGCUGGGCGUAGUUAUAAUGACAUCACGCAGUAUCCUGUUUUCCCUUGGAUCCUUUCUGAUUACAGUUCAAAGAGAUUGGAUCUUGCUGACCCUUCUUCCUAUCGAGAUCUUUCAAAGCCGGUUGGUGCAUUAAAUGCUGAUCGUCUGGAAAAGUUUCAUGAGAGGUAUUCCAGCUUUGAGGAUCCAGUCAUACCGAAGUUCCAUUAUGGUUCUCAUUAUUCCAGUGCUGGAACAGUUCUAUAUUACCUUGUUAGAGUUGAACCUUUUACAACUCUUUCAAUUCAACUGCAAGGCGGAAAAUUCGAUCAUGCAGAUCGAAUGUUUUCAGAUAUUGCAGCUACUUGGAAUGGAGUCACUGAGGACAUGAGCGAUGUGAAGGAAUUGGUUCCUGAGUUAUUCUACCUCCCGGAGAUGUUAACCAAUGAAAAUUCAAUCGAUUUUGGUAUAACACAAACAGGUGGACUACUCGAUUCUGUAAAAAUUCCACCUUGGGCUGAAAACCCAAUUGAUUUCAUCCAUAAGCAUCGGAAGGCUCUAGAAAGUGAGCAUGUAUCUGCGCAUUUGCAUGAAUGGAUUGAUCUCAUAUUCGGGUAUAAGCAGCGGGGCAAAGAAGCUAUAAUAGCAAAUAAUGUUUUCUUUUACAUUACCUAUGAAGGGACGGUGGAUAUUGAUAAGAUCUUAGACCCAGUACAACAGCGUGCAACACAGGACCAGAUUGCAUACUUUGGGCAAACACCAUCCCAGCUGCUUACCAUCCCUCACUUGAAGAGGUUGCCAUUAGCAGAUGUUCUUCAUUUACAGACCAUCUUCCGGAACCCAAAAGAAGUCAAACCAUAUGCUGUUUCUGCUCCUGAGCGCUGCAAUCUUCCUGCAGCCGCCAUUCAUGCUUCUUCAGAUGCCAUCAUUAUUGCUAAUGUAAAUGCACCAGCAGCAAAUGUUGCAGAACAUAAGUGGCAGCCAAACACUCCAGAUGGCCAGGGUAUGCCUUUCCUCUUUCAACAUGGAAAGGCUACAGCAGGCUCAACUGGUGGAACAUUUAUCCGUAUGUUCAAAGGACCAGCUGGAUCUAGUUCUGAUGAAUGGCAAUUUCCACAGGCGCUAGCAUUUGCUGCAUCUGGAAUUACAAGCUCAGCUAUAGUUGCCAUAACAUGUGAUAAAGAAAUAAUCACUGGUGGGCAUGUGGAUAAUAGUAUUAAGCUAAUAUCAUCAGAUGGAGCAAAAACCUUAGAGACAGCUUUUGGGCAUUGUGCUCCAGUCACUUACCUUGGGCUCUCACCUGAUAGCAACUACCUUGUGACGGGAUCCCGAGACACCACUGUAUUACUUUGGAGAAUACAUAGGGCAUCUACUUCUCGCUCUAGUAGUAUAUCAGAGCCUUCUGGUGGGACAGGUACACCGGGCACAGUCAACGGUAAUAAUUUAUCACACAUAUUGGCAGACAAAAGCAGGAGGCGUCGUAUUGAAGGUCCCAUACACGUUCUUCGCGGCCACCAGAGGGAAAUACUUUGUUGUUGUGUGAGCUCAGAUCUUGGGAUUGUUGUUUCAUGCUCACAAUCAUCAGAUGUUCUCUUGCAUUCGACAAGAAGAGGUCGGUUGAUUAGAAGGCUGCCUGGUGGGGAGGCCCAUGCUGUCUGCCUAUCAUCUGAGGGAAUCGUAUUGACUUGGAAUAAGACGCUCAAUACUCUUAAUACCUUUACUCUUAAUGGGGUUCCAAUUGGCAGAGCUCAACUACCUUUCUCUGGUAGCAUCAGUUGUAUGGAAAUUUCUGUUGAUGGAUGGAGUGCUUUGAUUGGAAUAAACACGUCUUUGGAAAACAACGGCUGGGAUUUGAAACUGAAGAACACAGAGUUUGAGGAUCAGAAUUCAGAUAAAGCUGAGGAAUUGGACGUCCCGUCGCCUUCAAUUUGUUUCCUGGAUCUUCAUACACUAAAGGUUUUUCAUGUAUUAAAGUUGGGACUCGGACAGGAUAUCACAUCUCUAGCGCUGAACACGGAUAAUACCAACCUUUUGGUGUCAACUGUCGAUAAACAGUUGAUAAUUUUCACUGAUCCGGCUUUGAGCUUGAAAGUAGUGGAUCACAUGCUCAAGCUCGGUUGGGAAGGCGGUGGACUGAGCCCCCUCAUCAAAUCAUAGUUUUAGGAAAAGGACUACAGAAGAUACCCAACACUAGUUACGACGAAGGCAUGAACUGCAUUGGCAUGCUAGUUGCCCCUGUUUUGUAAAUCGAGCCAAUUCAUUCGUCUGCAAUUUCGAGCUGUGUUUUGAGUGUAAGAUGUGUAUUAGGUAACCAUCAGAACCCCAGAGUUGCAGGUUAUUAGAGUUUGUUGCAGGUUUUGUUUUUUUGACUCGAUUGAGUUGUAAGUAUGUAGGUUGAGAUGACGGGCUCAUGUCGAUGGAGGCCUCUGGCUGUUCAUUUUUGUUCAUUGAUUUGUUUUGAUAUUUUAGUGAAAGAAAAUAUAGAAGUCGUUUUGGAAUAGGGCACGAGGACUCUUCAUCAAGAGCUAUGGAAACAUGAAUUUUUCUGCGUGUGAUCUAAUAUUUUAGUGGAUGUAGUGUUGGUUUAUACUCA